UAUAUUUUACUUAACAACAAAUGUAUGAUAGAAAGAAUGGCUGAGUCAGCCGAAAGUAGGAAAGCAAAGUCAGAGUUGGGAUAGAGAAAGCCCUCAAAUAGAGCAGUUGAGUUGAGAGAUAAAAGAAGAUAACAUAACAUGAGAAUGAGAAGGAGAAGGAGAAGGUAUCCUUUUCUUUUCUUCAAAUGACAAUAGUUUGAACGCUAAGCAACCUGUGCCUCUCUCUCUCUCCCCCUCUCUGUAUCUUUUCUUCCUCCCUUUUAAGAAUCCCACUGCAAAAAAACUCUCUUCUCCAACCUUCUCCCAAAGAAAGAAGAAAAAAAAGAAACUAAGAAAAGGGUCACUCUUUUUAUCUCUUUCUCUUUCUGGGUUUGUCUCUUGUUGAACACAUAUAUAUAUAUAUAUAUAUAAUUCUUUUCCAUAAAGGUUGAACAUAUGUGGCAAAAUCAAGCUAGCAAUUCUUCUUACAGAGAGUCUUUGAAAACUCUUGAAGCAGAUAUACAGCAUGCCAAUAGCUUGGCUGCUGCUCUCCCUAGAGACUAUGAUGGGGAUUGUGUUCAGAUGAGAUUGUCUUACAGUCCUUUGGCUCCUCUUUUCUUGUAUUUGAUUGAAUGGAUGGAUUAUAGCUGCACCGAUUCACUGCCUAGUUAUUUAGGCCUUCUUCACAUACUUGUGUACAAGGUAUAUAUUGAUGGAAUGCCUUCUAUCUCCUCAAAGGAAAGGAAAGCCACUCUAAGGGAAUUUUAUGCUGUAAUAUAUCCUUCGCUUAGGCAACUUCAAAGCGAGUUUUCCGAAUUGGAAGAUUGCAAUACAAGAAACCAAUAUAAAGAAGAACACCACAGAAAGAUUUCUGAUAAAGAUCUUGAAAGAGAAGAAGAAUGUGGGAUAUGCAUGGAAAACUUUACAAAGAUGGUUUUGCCCAACUGUGGGCACUCCAUGUGCAUCUGCUGCUUCCAUGACUGGAAUGCGCGAUCAGAAUCCUGCCCAUUUUGUCGUGGCUGUCUCAAGAGAGUUAGCUCCACAGAUUUGUGGGUUCUAACUGGCAUCAACGAUGUCAUUGAUGCAGUAGCUCUUGCAAAAGAAAACCUGAGACGCUUCUAUCUCUAUAUCGAAAAUCUGAGGCCUUUUGUAGCACCAGACACACAUGUUAUGUUGUUUGAUUACAUGCUUUGAACUGUAGAGGAAGAUUGAUGCAGCAAGUUAUAGAAUGUUUACUAGUACUACCCCCUUGUAUAUAGAGUCUGGUAGUCUGAAGAAUAGUCUCUAUUUCCAUGGAUCAUGACUGGUUGGGAGUUGUUUUCUGGUAGAUGUAUAUAUUAAACCAAACAACCAGAAGACACCCAUUUCCCAACUUUUUAAUUAGGUGAUAAACAUGGAGUUAGGAGAUUACAAAAAGUCACCUUUAUAAAAAGAGCCUGUACAAAUGAAAGGAUUAUGGUCCCUAGUCUACUGCUAUAACUCUGCUGUUUCUAUGUAAAGAAAAUAUGAGAAUGUCUGGCACUCAACUCAGCUUUUUUGGAACCUGAGUGAGUAGUGCAAAUGGCAAUUGUAUGUAUCUGGGCUUUUGCUCAUUAGUUUACAAUCUAUGAUUGGAAUAAUGUAUCACUUAUAAUAUAUCUAAAAUUUGGCUCCUUGCAACAAUAAGGUUCCAUAGUUCCACCCUA
Molecule: messenger RNA, 1664 nt
Organism: Humulus lupulus (European hop)
Lineage: Eukaryota; Viridiplantae; Streptophyta; Magnoliopsida; Rosales; Cannabaceae
Product: E3 ubiquitin-protein ligase AIRP2-like
Exons: 5
Coding region: 436-1173 (245 amino acids)
Biological process (GO): protein ubiquitination
Molecular function (GO): ubiquitin protein ligase activity
Source: RefSeq, a predicted model, not a curated record